Dovyalis caffra is the source of this 2109-nucleotide messenger RNA. NCBI's taxonomy places the organism in Eukaryota, Viridiplantae, Streptophyta, Magnoliopsida, Malpighiales, Salicaceae. The record is from the annotation of a GenBank genome assembly.
AUGGAUGAGUCGGCGGAGGAGAAUUAUCCGGUGAAUGUUGUUGUUGCGGCGGCGAAGAAGAAGAAUAAUUUGGUUAUGGGAUCUGAUGAGUUGUUUGGUAGAGAUGAUGAUGAGGAUAGUAAUAAUAAUAAUAUUAUUAGGGUUUCAACGGUUGUUGUUAAAGAAGCUGUUGAGGUUGAGGAGUCGAUUUUUGUUAGCCCUAGAGCAGCUUCAGCUGCUUCGAUUCAGCAGUGCAGCUCUUUGUUUGCUCAAAAAGAUGAAAUGAGCUCAAUCACCGCUUCGGAGUCAACUUCAUGGGAGAGGGUUUCACCUCUGGAACACCGUAAGCAAGUUAUUCAGAUGCCUAGCUUACCUAAUGGAGACACUUCUAAACAACUCCAUUGUGGUGGCUCAAAUGGUCUUUCAUGGAUUCCUAGACCUGAAGAAGUGCAAGUACAAAGAAGAGGAGGAAAAGUGUCAAGAAAUAGCAGUGGUUGUUCUAAGAGACCACGUUUAUCUCCAUUGGAGGAUUCUACUGGGCCAGCUGGAGCUGAUGACCCAAAGGAUUCGUCUGAUAAGCUAGGUCCUAAUCCAACAAAGAGUGACUCUCAUGAAAAAAAUCAAUGGGGGAAACGAAAGAAUAACUUCAGCAGCAAGCGAGGUGAUAGGAGACACUCUAGAGUUACUGUGAAGACUAAAUAUGAUUCCUUCUCUGUGAAGGCGGGUUUGGCGAGCUUUGGUUCAGCUGCUGGAGGGAACGACUUUUUUGGACUAUGUGGUUUGAAGACGGAUGUUCAUGACAUCACGAAGCUGGUGCACGAUAUAUCAUUGAACGAUCUUCUCGAUGGCACCUAUGAGUGUCCUAGCUUAGGAAAAGACAAGGGGAAGAAAGCCACAAAUACGACUGAAAGUUUUCUGCAUUCAGUUGGAAAGGCUUGCCUUAUUCUUCAGUUUCCCGGGCCUGCUCAGUUCCAGAAUUUUGUUGAGACAGAUGUCUGUUCCAGCGAGAAAAUACCUACAUGCCCAUCUAAUUCUGUUUCUAUUGUGGAAAAUGGAGAUUCUUCAGCAACUGAUAUCUCUUCAUCUAACAAGGAUUCUUGCAACAAGCCUGAAACUCCUGCUAAUUUGCUUGAUUUUUCGUUUGACCAACCUAAAGAUACUUUGGAACGGUUGGCACUUCCUCCACCCAAGGAUCUGGAGUCCUUGCUUCUGGAUGCAACAAAGCAUCCUGCAUCGUCAAGGCAUGGCCCUGAUCCACGUCCAGGGAAGCAAACAUCACGCCGAGCUAGCUUGCCAGCUUUUCCCUGGUCACACACUUUCAGUGGGCACUCAAGAACUAAUUCUGACGCAGUUAAGUGUUUGUCAAGUAGAAGUACAUGCCAAGGUAGAUGGGUAAGAAUAGGUGACAGUUUCAAUUCUCCUGGGUCUGCCUCUGAUUGCUUUACGAACUUGGAGUCACUUGCUUAUGAUGAGACCUUAGUUCCUUCACAAGGACCAAAGUUGGCUGUUGUAGAAAAUAAUGUUGAUUCAUCAAAACCUUGUUGUGGGUGGGGUUUGUCAUCAUCAUCGGCUUUUAUAACAUCCCAUGUUCUGCAAGAAUCUGAAGGUAACCUAAAGUCUCAAGGAAAAGUUGAACAUUGUCCAAGACUGUUGGAGGCUGCUCAAACCUUGUAUGACAUUGCCACUCACGUUGCUACGCAAAACCAAGAUGGAAUAUUUAGGUGGCCUAAAAAGCUCUCGCAAAAGGCAAUGAAAGCUCGCAGGGCAAAAUCAAAUGAGAAACCAGAAGAUGUAUUUGCAGCAUCAACUUCAUCAAUGGGGUCCGACCAUAUGAUGUCAAGAAGUGGUGUGGACCAGAUAACGGCCUCCAAGAAGCCUAAACUCUCAACAAUUGGGAACAAAAAGGAUCUUGGUCAUAUCAACGGUCUUAGGAAAGGGCCGAUAAAUUGGUCUACUCCAAAAUCAAGUAGAUCAUCUCCCAAUAAAUCAAUUGGAGACUCAAUUACAGAAAGUAGACAUUCUUCUACUUACAUCUUAAAGCAAUCGUGUAUGAUGCCUCCACCUGCAAAGGUUCUGAAUAGAACUUACAAUGGUCAACCCAAGGUUCGAAAAUUGAUGCAGAUGGAUUGA